AUUCAUACCUGUUCAUCCUCUUGAAUGGACGCAGCCAGCGCCAGCCCGUCCGCAACACGAGCGAUCAUUGUCAGAGCGAUCAUAUCGAUGCAGAUCAAUAAUCAGCUACGUCUGCUGCUGGUUUUUAUGAGACAAGAGGAGACUCACAAACUUUGUAUGUUCAGUUUUUGGCUGUCAACUUUGAUGAUGCAGGAAAAGUGAGCUGGGCGGAAGUUCACUGUGCGCAGGCUAAUUGGGGCCGAGUGGAAACUGGUGAAACGCAGCUUCGUAGUCAAAUUUCCACCGCCCAACGAGGUAAGGGAAAGAGAGAAACUCGUCUGGAAAAUAAUGAUACAGUUUUAUAUUUUAAACCAAAAAUAUCAGUCACUCGUGAUGGUCGAUUCCUUAUCUUGAAUCCGCUCUUUUUAUUGUUGGACUCGCUCUCAUGUUUUCUCCUUUCUCUCUCUAAACAGAGAGAAUCCGGCCAUGAGCUCCAGCAGUCCGAGCAGACAGCUGGCAGCAGACGGACUGACUGCAUCUCCACUGCUGAUGCCUGGAUCAAGCCGAGAGCUGCAGAUGCAGCCUGUCUGGCUCCUCUGUCUGGAUUGAAUCCGAUCUCUUCCAGAACCAGGAAAGGGUUUCCAAACCAUGGUCAAAACAGAGAGGUAAAUCUCCUGCAGUUUAUUUCACAUUUAUUCAUGCUGAGUUUGUGUGGCUCGGUUUUUUUUUCGCUAUCGUGUCGGUGUUUCCUGCUGGUCGAGGAAUGGCUGCUCUUUUCUCAUCACCUUUUGUUAUUAGUUGUUGAAGGGUCCUGAUCGAUCACUCAGAUUUACUAAAAUAACACUUUGAUCAAAAUGUGCAAUAUUUUAAGGGCGCACGUUUCUCUCCCCGUCUCUUUCUCUUUAAUAUUUUCUUGCGUAAAAUUGGAUGAAUAGCGUAGAAAUGCUCCACAGUGGGCUUCCUCUGGUAUUUUAAACGGUAUUAUCAGAAAGCAAAGCAAACAGGAGGACAGUGAUGUGCGAUGCGUGCGGAGCAGCUGACUCUGCAGCUGGAUGGAUCAAUCAUAACACAGGGAUUAAUCGAUAUCUCCCCGAGCUGGAUGCAAGGCACACACAAUCUUCUCAUUCAAUCAUUUUUGAUUCAUGAUAUGGCUGCGGGUGCAUUUUGCUGCUGUUCCCACUAAGAAGGACAUUCUGCAUUAGCACAGUUUAAUCCCCUGAUCGCCGCAGCAGACCCCCCUCCCUUUACUCCCUUUACUGAGGACCCGGCAGCUUGGCACGGUGGCAUCCCAACAGCUUGAAAGGCCUCAUUGUUGCAGUGCAGCUGGCACCGCCGCGCGCACCUUCUGAUUGGUGAUUUCCCAGACCGGCGUGUGCGUGACUCACUAUCAGGCUCGAUCUAUUUUAGUCAAUUUUAUUGUUUUUCAGGAGAGGAGAGGAGAGGGAUGCCCGCAUGUUUUUAUUCCAGGGUGGGGCGCUUCAUGACUAAUUGAUUAUGGAAAAUUAGUGAUUCCCAAACUGGAGUCCACUGGAUUUUUCCACCAGCGAGAUUAACCCUCAUGUUGUGUUCGUUUCAUGUUUAACAUUUUUAUAUUCCCGGUCAAAAAUGACAGUAACAUUAAGACUCAUCAUAAAACAGGUAAUAAUAGGGGAGAUCGGGGCUUGUUGUCACACUUAUUACACUCAUAUAUCUUGAAAUCAGUACAUUAUAUAUUAACAAAAUGUGAACCAAAUGAAAGACCAAAGUCUCAGGUUUAUAUUUCGUAAUUAUGCCAUUAUUAUAUCUUGUGUCAGUGCAGAGUUAUAAACAAUCAAAUAGAGAUUGUGAACAUGUGACAUGUUGCCCCACCAUCGGGUAAGUUGUCUCACUACAUGGGGUAAGAUGUCACAGUGAAUUUUGCAGCUAAUAAAACAAGGACAACAUUAUUGUUGUUCUCAUUGUUUUACUUUAAAGUGAACAUUAAAGUCAGGCACAGAAAAUGUUUAUCAUUGAGCUAGAAAAAGUCAUUGAACAAACAUUAACAUAAACAACAUGCUCUGGAGUUUGGAGAGUUUUCUGACUCUGUAUUUCGGCUGGGAUGAAUGUUUUGCAGUACCUGUUUUGCGCCUUAUAGUGCGAAGAAUACGGUACUACUUGUUGUGUGUUUUAUUUUUAUCAACACUUGUUGUGAACAUUUCAAGUUUUGAAGUUCUAUUUGUUAAUUAUGGCCUUUAGGCCUCAUUGAUCCGGGCUUAUACAUCUUGAAUUUCAGUUGUAAAAGACAUCAUUUCCAGAUUAUUUUGAUUGUAGGUUUUUUUUUUUUUUUUUAAACACAGACUACUUUGGGUCAAAGUUAAAACAACAAUUGUUUUGAAACCAUGUAGAGGCUUUAUGUAAUCACAUGAAGUGACACGUGUUUCGGUCAGAAGUGAUCGGGAAUAUUUUAUCAGUACACAAAGGGAACUCUUCAUAAAUUGCUCUUCACAACUUCACAAUACUCAAAGAUCAGUGUCUUCAGACCACAAAUAAUAACAUUACAUCAGUUUUUCAGGUGUUUUUUGCCUGAUAUCAGAAUGAAAACUUUUAAAGGGGUAUACCGGCGUAAAAUUCAGUUGGAGUCAGACACACAGUAACACCGAGUUAGAGACCCCCUCAAGAGAUGAAUGUUGCAGACCGCUUGCUUUUCUAGUUAUACCAACUUUAGUAACGAACGCACGUUAGCAGUACACAGUGGUCUCAGGAGCCACACGCUCAACCAAAAAGCCACUCUAUAUCCACAAAUAAUGCUCAGAACAGCACCUAACUUCAUCAACAGUACAUAUAGGGUCCUAGCCACAGCACUAUAGCCACCAAACAUCUUUUUAGCUUUGCCCGAUUUCUUUAGCAAAGAGACUAAACACAACUCACCCACUCUCUUCCAGCAGCCGCUUGUUUGUAGCGAGAUCUCGGGCCAGUCCAUUAUGGACUGCUGCGGGGUGACGCAGCUCAAGGAAAGACAUUUAUGACCAUUACUUUAUCAUUUCUUUGAAGUAAUAAUCAUCAUAUUAUACAACGUGGUUAACUCUUUGACUUUCUUAGGAUGAAAGAGAGAAAACUGUAGACUGGCUGUUUCUCAGAUGUUUUGUCUAGUGGAGAACCCUUUUUUAUGAUCUGAAGCUGUCUGUGCUCAUGAAGUAGGUGUGUAAAUUCCCUGAUGUCUUCUUGUACUGCUCUACAAGUCCAUCUUACCUGCUGCCCGCAGGUGUGCCUGUGAUGCUCAGGAGUGAGGAGCAGAGCGGCUGAGGAGGAGAUGGGCUGCACCUCUGCCAAGCAGGUAUCUGCUGUGCCCGGUGGUGAGGAGGGUCAGAAUAAAUCACACAGCAACGGGGACCUCCUCUCAGGUUAGUCUGUUUUCAGCACAUUUCUUAUGAUGCACCUCCAUAUUCAGGUGGUAUUCCCUUUGUCCGAAAUUAGGGUCACACUGGCCUAAAAAUGUGUUUGCUCCCAUUUAUCUUCAUCAGUCAUUGCUGAUGUAGGAACCUGUAGGAAUAAAAGUUUCCUAUCUAAAGAUCUUGACACAUUUACACCAACCAUAUUUAGAUACACAAUAACAAUAAUACAUCAUGUAGGUGACAAAGUCAAAGCAAAUAUUUUGAAUCACUCUGUCACUGCAUCUGCAAAUGCCGGUUUAAAGUGCACCAAGCAAAGAAACUAUUUGCAAACAAAGUACCAGCAACUUCUCUGGGCACAAGCCUGUUUAAGAGGCAAAGUGGUCUCAAAAUUUGACACGUUUCUAGGAAAUCAUGGAUGGAACAUCAUCCACUCUAAAGUGGAGAGGGUUCAUCUGAUUUGUUAUCAGCAUACACUUCAAAAACUGGCAAUAUCAGGUUCUGGACUAACAUAUAUUGCCGUCCAGAUAAUACCUUUUUAGCCUUUUUUACAGCAAGAAGAUGCCAAUUUACACUCUGCAUGUUUUACAACAGCAUGGCUCUAUGGUCAGUCCGACUGUAGCCGUGACUUCUUAUCUGCUGAAACAUUUGGUGUAUCAUGACACAAAAAAGUAUGACAAAGAAGACCCUGGACUGUUGAAUGACUGACAUUAGAGAUAAGGCAAUAAUGGGACAACAUUUCACUUGGUGAUGAGGUGAUGCAACACAAUGAUGAACAUGUCCCUGACACCAAAUUUAAAAUGAGAGUAUAGAUUUCAUUAAAUACUUCAAUUUUCAAUUUCCGUUUUAAAUAAAUAUAGUUUUUGUACCAUUUCAAAAUAAAAGGAGGGUUUAGAUGAGGGUUUGGAAACUAUCCAAAUCUGUUUUUGACAUUUCAAGUUUUAAAGAUAGUUGUGAUUUUCCUCCAAAAAACCUUUAAUGAUAAAAACGAUACCUAUGCAUAAAUGCAAAUACAAAAUCCUUGUGCAGUCCUUACAGUCGCUUUGUGAACUACAAGUGUACACAGCGCUAAUGUCAACUGUCAAGGAUGAGUCUCUUUUGGAGCCUCUGUAAAUACAGGCUAAUAUACAGUAUAUAAUAGGAUUUAAAGCUGCAGCAGAUUUCUAGUAUACAGUAUCUUUCAUAAAACUCCAGUAUCUACUGUGUUCACCAUGCCUUGGUACUGUGCAUGGUUGCUAAGUUGUUUUUUUUUAUCUCAUCUUUCUAAAAGCGUAGAAGCGUGAAAGAGGAGGGGGCUGUGCAUGUGUGAGAGAAAAGAUGGAGAAGCUGAGAGGAGGGAUGGAUCAGGCUGACAGCUCAUGUGUUUGACGCUUGCCAACCAUUGUUAAGAGGGAUUUAGUUUUAGUGUGAGAAUUGAAGCGCAUAAUUACUUUGCCAAGUAGUGAACUGCUAGAUCUAUUAACCCAGAGGAUUGUGCUGAUCGUCUGCUGUCUUGUAUUAAUAAGAGGAGACGUGUUUCUCUCUGCCUCUCCGUCUCUCACCCCGUCACAGAUGAGUACAAGAUGAAAGGAGUGGAGAAAGUGAAGUACAUCAGCGGAGAGGAGGGAGGAGAGGAUGGCCAGGAGAGCACAGUGCGUGGAUUUUUUUAAUAAGAAAUUGUCUAUUCUGUUUAUUAUUUACAAAUCUACUGUAUUGGGUUUUUUUAAAGGUAAAUUUAUCAUCAAAACAAGUCAUGAUGUAAACUUUUCACUCAGACCUGUGUGGGCAGCACUGUUAAACCUUCACAUCCACAUAUGAAGAACAAAAAAUCUGAUUAAUUUUAGGACAACAGAGAAUUUCCUAACUUUUAUCUUGUGCAAAAAAUGUUAUAACUCUGUGAAAACAAGGUAAUUAUCUUUUAGACUAAUUAUAGUAACUGGCUUGACUGUUGCAAAACAAAGGUCCCUAUGUAGCCAUUGUUCAUAGUGUUUUCAAAUUUGCAUUAUCUGGACCAUGUGAGAAAAAUGAUAACUUCUUCUGCACUGUAGGACAUUUUUAAAACUUAAUCUUAGUUUAAUGUUUGACAUGUUUUACCAUUUCCUUAUAGUACACAGGUGUUUGAAGCUAGCUGAAGUUAUGUGAUUUUGUCUACAGUAUUCAAUAAUCAAUAUAUUUGGCAAGUCUUCUCUCUAAGAAGUUUCUAGGAAGCAUGUAAAGAUGCAGAAUGAAGAAGCACUCCAGUAAUGCCAUCAUGGAGACUUUAAAUUCACAAAUUUAUCUUCUGAUUGCUUUUAUAUACAAAUACUGUCUUUUAGACUGUACUUGAAAGCUGAAUGGAGGUGUUUAAGGAUAUGUGUGUUUUGAUGUCCCACAGGAGAAGAGUGCGCUCCUGGGUAAAGGUCAACACACUGAUGAAACAGGGUCAAAUGGAAAUGGAAAUGGAAAGAUUCUGUAAGUUUUACUGACUGAUGUGUGUGUUUUAUUCUUGUUUUUCAUAUAUUUUCAUGCUGUCUGAUUGUGAUGGGCGACUUAAGCUCAGAGCUGUACUGCAUUGCUGUGAAAUUGCUGUACCUCUUGUGCCCGCAGGAGCAUCCACUCCUCAGAGAGCCAGCAGGAAUUCUUCAGGAUGCUGGAUGAGAAAAUUGAAAAAGUAAGGACCCUCUCCUAGAGUGUUGCGUUCUGGUUAUCAUGUUUUUUUCUACAAUAAGCCCUCGCUAAAUAACAUCAUGGAGGUUAAUCCUUUCAGUGCUACAAAUCUGAACGCAGCAGAUGACACGAUGAUACCACCAAACAGCCACAAUCUGUCUGGUCCAGUGAUUCUGCUGAUGAGGUUAUUUAAGGUGGAAUUGUGGAAAACAUGUUGUGCAGACAGAGCUGCUGUGUGAUGAAAUCUGGUCAUAAGGGAGAGUGGAUUAGUAAAAACUCAAAUAGAUUAAGAAUAAUGUAUUUCAAAAAAUAGCCGCUCCAUGGAAAAAAACAACAACUGUAAGUUAAAUCAGUAUUUUAGCAUCAUUAUUUAAAAUAUUGUGGGACACUAGUUGUUACAAUCUAUAUCAGGCACAUGGCAGAUAAAAAAAAAAAACACACAUCUAUUUGCAAAUGUCUGGGUUGAGUCAGCAUGUCCAACAUGACAACCAUCGCUGGGCUUCAGACCGCCUCUCCAGAAACUGGGCCAAUGUUACAGAGACUACAUGCUUCAUACAUCCCAUGAUCUUUUCCUGCAAAUUUAGCACCUCUGUCAGAGAACAUGUUUUUUAUUCCCUGUUAACACUCAUCUUUAGCUAGAGAUCUCCAGCUCUGUCAUUUUUAAAACUACAUUCUUGUGGUGUUUUAUCAGAUCAUUUAGGUUUCCUACAAUAUAUCCGUCCUUUUGUUCUUUUCGAAAUAGGAGCAGUGUGGCAAGUCUUAAAAUACAUAUUCGGAGUUUAGAAUAUAGAACAAAAACAUGGAGAUGUCUGGAAAAUGAUCAUAUUGGUUUUAUGUCUCAUGAAAGUAGAGAACAGAAUCUCUUUAUCAAAUUUAGUAGUUCAUUAUUUCUUAGUUUGCUGGGUGUUUCAUGCUUGUAUUGCACCUUGUUGAAGGUGUUUGAGUGUUAAAAUAAUUGGGUUUGCUGAGUAUCUACCAUCUUUUGAAUUAUUACUUUAUUUGUUUUCCAGGGGCGGGACUACUGCUCAGAAGAGGAGGAUAUGACAUAGCACUGUGGUCCCUGUUCCUGAUGUGAUAGAGCUGUCACUCCAGUGUUAUGGAUGGACCCCACCAUGCGUUCAAAUGUCCGGGGGGCCCCGUCUUCUUUGACUGUCCCUUGUAUCUACACGCCUAAAGAAAAUGGAUUACUGACUUGAAUGAAGCACCUUUUUGCCCUCCUGCUCACAACUUUAGUUCCUGCUGGUCACCACUCUGGUGGAGAGAAAUGACCUCCAGAGUUAAAGACGGUUCAGUAUUUAUAAGAUUUCCCCAAAGGGAGAGAAGUUAUAGGUUCAAUUCCUUAAAGAAGCCAUCACAGGGUGAUGAAGAUCCUGGGACUUAUGUACGCCUAAUCUUCUACUGCUUGGACAAACCCUGACAAACAGGAGACUUCCUGUGAACAUUUGAAACAUUAUUUUCAACCGCAGAAGGAACUAGCGCUUUUACAGACUGAUUCAAAGUGAAAGUACUGUCCUCACCUGCAUCAUUUUGAACAUGUCAUCCUUGAACGCCUCGCUGAAAAGUCAUGGGGUUGAAACUUCCUGCAUUCCAAGACACAGUAUGAACCUCUUUUCUACAGUACGUUGGCCAGUACAGUGUAUUUGUCUGUCCAUGUCUGUUUCUGAGAUGAUGUAGAGUAUUUAUGUUCAAUAAGGCUCAGGGUUGAAGUGUUGUAAUCUCUGUCUCAUCUAGUCAGUCCCUCCUUUCAUUAAGACACUGUUGCACCAUUAAACAGACACUCAUGCACUCACACAGCGGGGUUACUUACGUCCCCCCGCUCCAGUUUGUUUCCAUGUUAACCAACAGGUGAACACCCCACGAAGAAAUCUCAUUAUGUGUCUCACCAGUGUUAUGUCGUUGUGUUCAGUUUCUAUGUUGAACUUUUGUUUUUUUAAGAAAAUAAAAAAGUGUUUCCAGUAACUUA
Xyrichtys novacula (pearly razorfish) is the source of this 7914-nucleotide messenger RNA. Lineage: Eukaryota; Metazoa; Chordata; Actinopteri; Labriformes; Labridae. The record is from the annotation of a GenBank genome assembly.